AUGCAGCCCAUCUUCUCGUUAUCCGCUCUCCUAGCUUGCGCAGGUGCCGCCCUCGCUGCUCCGUCCUCUCUUCCUUCUGCCUCGCAGAAUCUGUCGAUUUUCAACAAGAGAAGCGACACAUGUCUCGACGACGCCGACGGCGCGAGACUCGCCGCCCAGUUUGCCGACCUGGUGGGCAACUACACGGCCGCCAAGGCCGACGCGCUCCUCCUGCCCGACUAUGCCGACUACAGCGACGGCAUCAACAGCCUGAUGGGUAGGCCCCCCGGCAGCGAGACGUUUGCGGGCCGCGAGGCCUUCAAGGCGGCGCAGGCGGGCCAUGGAGGCACGCCCAUGGUGGUGAGCGACGUCGUGGCGGUUACUUGCGAUGCUGUCGUGUGGACGUGGACGGCGGCGUUUGGGGAGGCUGCUAAGAGUGUCAGGGGGAUUAAUGUUGUGCGCUAUGUCCUCGGCGAGGAUGGGAAUUGGUGGGUGGCGCGGGUGGACAUGGAAAUGAAUAGUCUGGUCUAUCUAGAGGAUUUGGGGGGUUCGUGGACGAUGCCUGCUACUGCAUGA
Pestalotiopsis fici W106-1 is the source of this 555-nucleotide messenger RNA. RefSeq lists its product as uncharacterized. The transcript has a single exon. Bases 1 to 555 code for a protein of 184 amino acids. NCBI's taxonomy places the organism in Eukaryota, Fungi, Ascomycota, Sordariomycetes, Amphisphaeriales, Sporocadaceae. The record is from RefSeq and is a predicted model, not a curated record.